This is a messenger RNA of Ambispora gerdemannii, 5700 nucleotides long. Lineage: Eukaryota; Fungi; Glomeromycota; Glomeromycetes; Archaeosporales; Ambisporaceae. The record is from the annotation of a GenBank genome assembly.
AUGGCUUACCAGAAUAAGGGCAAUUAUCAGAGCGUUCGAGAUUACAAACCAGAAGAAUAUUCAAAUAACGUACAACCAACAUAUUCUCCGUCACCAAGCACAAGUUCCUGUAGUUCACUAAGUCCGCAAGCUCUACAAAGUUCUCACGGGCAACUCGAUCCAUCUAGCAUUGAUCGACAAAUCGAACCGCAAGGCUUACAUGUGUCAAAUGACCUGCCACUUCCGCAAGGACAGGUUUCACGCCCGGAUCUACAAAGUUCCCAUAGUCCACGUGCACAGACCAGACCGCAAACACCUACUCGAGAAUCCAAAAAAUAUCGCACUUCUCUUAUUAAUUCACGUAUGUCAAAUAGUCCUGAUACACUUGAAGAACAGGACUAUUAUCCUGUAUACAAUUUGUUAAGGGGUUACGAAGAUAGUGAAGCGGAAGACGACACGGAGGGAACAGAUACCGAGUCAGUAUCUUCAAAUUAUGGUUCCCGUCGUCGACGUCCACCUUCAUUUUAUCCUGAUGAUACGAUAAAUGAUAAUAAUAGAAAGGGCAAAGGUCGUAAUAAUCUAGAUACAGAUUCCUUUGUCUACGGUAUUGGUUUAGAUUAUGAAAGUCGCUAUUAUGUGCCUUCACGUGGGUCUUUACAACAUGCAUUGGGUAAAGAGAAUCAAUCACACUCUUCAACAUAUACUCCAUCAGUAUUCAGCCAUGAUGACAAUAAUUAUAAUGUAGAAUAUUCACAUGCACCUGAUAGCAAUGCAGUUUAUGCCUCGUGGAGCUCAGAUGAUCAUAAAGUUCCAGUGCCAAAGGAAGAAAUAGAGGACAUUUUCACUGAACUCACCGACAAGUUUGGUUUUCAGAAACAGAGUAUGCGCAACAUUUUCGAUCUUCUCAUGUGCAUGCUAGAUUCUCGGGCUUCUCGAAUGUCACCUUCGCAAGCUUUACUGACACUUCAUGCUGAUUAUAUUGGUGGUGAACAUGCUAAUUAUCGCAAGUGGUAUUUUGCAACUCGUAUGGACUUGGAUGAUGUUCUUGUCGAUGAAAACAAUCCAAGUGAUUUACCAAAUCAGGAUAAUGAUCUUGACGAACAAUGGAAUCAGCGCAUGAAUCAAAUGUCUCAUUAUGAUCGCAUACGUCAACUCGCCUUGUGGCUCUUGUUAUGGGGUGAGGCUGCGCAUGUUCGUUUUACUAGCGAAUGUUUGUGCUUUAUAUUUAAGCUUGCUGAUGAUUACACAAAAAGCUCCGAAUACAAAGCAAUUGUACAACCGGUUCCUGAAGGGGAAUAUCUACAAAAGAUCGUCACACCACUCUAUCGGUACAUUCGUGAUCAAGGAUAUAAAGCAGUUGAUGGCGGUUUUGUAAAAAGGGAAAAAGAUCACGCUGAAACAAUAGGUUAUGACGAUAUCAAUGAAUUAUUUUGGUACUCCGAGAGCAUUGAUCGUAUAGUCUUAAAAGACAAGUCAUCACGUCUCAUGGCAUUACACAAAAGUGAACGUUAUCGAAUGCUCGGUCAAGUAGAUUGGAAUUAUGCUUUUGAAAAGACAUACAAAGAAAAGCGUACAUGGCUUCAUCUCGCCGUUAAUUUUACUCGUAUAUGGAUUAUCCACGUUGCUAUCUUCUGGUAUUAUAUUGUAUACAAUGCUUCAUUCCUUUAUACCGAUUCAGGUAACCCGGAACCCGCGGUUCAAUUCUCAGUGGUGGCUCUCGGCGGAGCAGUGUCGACUUUGUUCAUGAUCGUUGGAUGUAUUUGCGAGUUCUUCUUCAUUCCUCUGAACAGAAAUAAUCUAUCAAUGUUAAUAAAACGGUUUGUCCUCCUAAUCACAACGUUGAUUAUCAACUCUGGUCCUACAUACUAUAUCUAUGCAAGAGCACGUACCGGUCAAAUAUCUUUAAUUAUCGGAAUCACCCAAUUCAUUAUCUCGUUGUUAACCACCCUCUCCUUUGCUAUAAUACCAAGCGCAAAGUUGUUUGGUGGGUUGCCAAAAGGCUCACAAAAAUAUCGAGUUUUUAACACAUUCACUGCCAAUUACCCUACACUCAAUAACAAAGAUCGGACCAUCUCAAUUGGUCUCUGGUGUUGUGUCUUUGGAUGCAAAUUUGUCGAAUCUUACUACUUCUUGUCGCUUUCUUUCAAAGAUCCUCUAAAAGCAAUGGUCGAUAGUAGGGCAGUUGAUUGUGGUGAUAUGCUUGUUAAUAAAAUUAUUUGUUCCUACCUCCCCAUAAUAUCCAUCGUGUUUAUGUUUUUUGUGGAUCUUACUCUUUUCUUCUUGGACACGUAUCUGUGGUAUGUUAUCUGGUAUACCAUUUUUUCGGUUGUUUUUUCAUUAUACGUUGGUAUCUCCAUCUGGACUCCUUGGAAGAAUAUCUAUUCCAUGUUGCCUAAGCGAAUUUACGCAAAGAUUUUAGCUGUCACAAACAUUGAGGUCAGGCCAAGGAUUCUUGUGUCACAAAUUUGGAACGCGAUCAUUAUCUCCAUGUAUCGUGACCAUUUUUUGUCCGUCGAAAAUGUGCAAAAGUUAUUGUAUCGUAAAAAUUUUUUAUCCACCGAAAAUGUGCAAGAGUUUUUAUACCAACAGGGUCUUCCUGAUUAUGGGAAGUUCGCGUUAAAACCACCUACGUUCUUCGUAGCUCAGAAUUCGGAUUAUUUCUUCUCACCAAUGGGUGAAGCAGAGCGUCGCUUGUCAUUUUUCUCGCAAAGUUUAUCAACUCCGAUACCAGAUCCAUUACCAGUUCAAAAUAUGCCAACCUUUACGGUCUUGACUCCUCACUAUUCGGAAAAGAUUCUUCUUUCCCUUCGAGAGAUUAUUCGUGAAAAGGACAAAAGCACUAGAAUUACCUUGCUGGAAUACCUGAAACAGUUGCAUCAAAUUGAAUGGGACAAUUUUGUCAAAGAUACCAAAAUUCUGACCGAAAAUGAUGACACGACAAUGACAAACCAAUUUGAAGAAGACCCGUUGAAAAAAGCUAAAGACAAAAAACUGAAUGAUUUGGUUUUCGAUUCCGUGGGUUUCAAGUCUUCGGCACCGGAAUAUACUAUGCGGACACGCAUAUGGGCGUCGCUUCGAUCUCAAACGCUGUACCGUACGGUUUCCGGGUUCAUGAACUAUUCAAAAGCAAUAAAGCUUCUGUAUCAUGUGGAAAAUCCAGAGGUUACGACCAUUUUUGCCAACAAUCCAGAGAAAUUUAAGGAAGAGAUUGCUUCUAUGGCCCGUAGAAAAUUUAAGUUUGUGGUAUCCAUGCAACGAUAUAACGAUUUCACUGACGAAGAACAAGAGAAUGCAAAGUUCUUAUUACAAACUUACCCUGAUCUUCAGAUUGCUUAUCUUGAUGAACUCCCGCCCGAGAAUGAAGGGGAAGAACCAAGGAUAUACUCCGUGUUAAUCGAUGGUCAUUGUGAAUUUUUGCCUAACGGGAAGAGGAAACCAAAAUACCGUAUCCAACUUCCCGGUAACCCAAUCCUUGGAGAUGGUAAAUCUGACAAUCAAAAUCACGCCAUCAUCUUUUGUCGUGGUGAAUACCUGCAAUUAGUAGAUGCCAAUCAAGACAACUACCUCGAAGAGUGUCUCAAAAUUCGCAGUAUUCUUGGAGAAUUUGAACAAUAUGAGAUGCCAGCAACAUCACCAUACUCACCGGCCACCGAACCGUCGAAAAAAGAACCCGUUGCAAUCGUUGGUGCGCGAGAAUAUAUUUUUUCUGAGAAUUACGGUGUUCUUGGUGAUGUGGCUGCCGCCAAAGAACAAACUUUUGGUACACUAACUCAAAGGCUUAUGGCCCAAGUAGGUGGUAGAUUACAUUACGGACAUCCUGAUUUCCUAAAUGCCAUAUUCAUGACAACUCGUGGUGGUAUAUCAAAAGCACAAAAAGGUUUGCAUCUCAAUGAAGAUAUUUAUGCUGGUAUAAACGCGUUUAAUCGUGGUGGACGCAUCAAACACGCGGAAUACUAUCAAUGUGGUAAAGGUCGCGACCUUGGAUUCGGUUCCAUUAUUCACUUUACCACCAAAAUCGGAACUGGUAUGGGUGAACAAAUGCUCUCUCGCGAAUACUAUUACCUUGGGACACAGCUUCCUUUAGAUCGCUUCUUAACCUUUUAUUAUGCUCAUCCCGGGUUUCACGUAAACAAUAUUUUUAUUAUGUUAUCGGUGCAACUAUUCGUGUUCGGUAUGAUGCUUGUCGGCGCGAUGGUAUCUACCUUAACGCUGUGCGAUUACAACCCCGAUCCAACGGCUGAACUUAGUCCUCCAGGAUGUCACAAUCUUAUUCCUGUGUUUGAUUGGAUUAAACGUUCAAUCGUCUCCAUCGUUGUUGUGUUCCUUGUAACAUUCUUGCCAUUGUUCCUUCAAGAACUGGCCGAGAAAGGGUUAUUACGCAGUAUCAUCCGUCUUGGAAAACAUUUAAUAUCACUUUCUCCUUUGUUUGAAGUCUUUAUAACUCAGAUUUAUACACACAGUAUUACAGCAAAUCUUAGUUUUGGUGGUGCUCGUUAUAUUGACACCGGUCGUGGAUUUGCCACCAUUCGUAUCCCAUUCUCCACAUUGUAUUCACGUUUUACUUGUCUGAGUAUUUAUUUUGGCGUGAGGAUCCUUUUGAUAUUGCUCUUUGUAACCAUGACCAUACGACUACCGCACCUGGGAUACUUUUGGUUGUCAGUUGUUGCCUUGUCGAUAUCCCCAUUCCUAUUCAACCCACAUCAGUUCUCUUUCAUGGAUUUCAUCAUUGAUUAUCGGGAAUUCUUGAGAUGGAUGUCCCGUGGGAAUUCAAAAACACACGCAAGUUCUUGGAUUUCCUUUUGUCGUAUGUCUAGGACAAUGAUUACUGGUUAUAAACGCAAACGGUCGGGUCAUCCAUCAGAGGAAUCGGUUCGUGAGAUUCCUCGUCCAAGUUUCGUUGUGAUCGUUACCUCGGAACUCCUCUUACCACUCAUAUCGGCUGCCCUCUGUGUUCUAACGUUUGCGUUUGUUAAAAUUCUUGAUCCACACAACCCUGUGAAUGGUCUUAGUGCGAUCAUCCGUGUUUGCGCUAUAGCCGUCAUGCCGGUUAUAUUAAACGCGACCAUGCUAGCGGGACUUUUCUUUAUUUCACUCUGCACUGGUCCAUUGGUAAAUUGCUGUUUCUCCAAGUUUGGAUCCAUUGUUGCCGCAAUUGCACACGCCUGGUCAGUUCUCAACUUGAUUGGAGUUUUCGAACUUUGGUGGUUUAUCAAUGCAUGGAACUUUUCCCAUGCUAUCCUAGGUGUGAUUACAUUGGUUGCAAUUCAGCGAUUCAUUUUCAAAGUCUUGAUCGUAUUGUUUUUAACACGUGAAUUUAAGCAUGACGAAACAAAUAGAGCUUGGUGGACGGGAAAGUGGUACGGUCGUGGAUUAGGUGGAUCAUCAUUUACACAACCUUUUCGAGAAUAUAUCUGUAAAAUAGUUGAGAUGUCACUUUUCGCAACCGACUUUAUACUCGGUCAUAUUAUUCUAUUCAUAUUGGCACCUAUAUGCUUGAUACCUUGGAUCGAUAGAUGUCAUUCUACCAUGUUGUUUUGGUUGAGAACAAGCAAGCAAAUUAGGGUGCCAAUAUUUUCGCAGAAACAAAAAAAAAGAAGAUCACGUAUGAUAUGGACAUAUGGACUUUUGUUUUUAAUCAUGUAUCUUGCAUUUAUUGGGUUGAUUGCUGUACCUAUAGUUGUUGGAACCAAGCUAAAGUUUAAAUUAGACAUUCCAAUAUAG